Messenger RNA from Erythranthe guttata (spotted monkey flower), 1832 nucleotides. Its product is annotated as 1-aminocyclopropane-1-carboxylate synthase 7. Gene Ontology annotation, molecular function: pyridoxal phosphate binding; transaminase activity. The record is from RefSeq and is a predicted model, not a curated record. NCBI's taxonomy places the organism in Eukaryota, Viridiplantae, Streptophyta, Magnoliopsida, Lamiales, Phrymaceae. Gene Ontology annotation, biological process: amino acid metabolic process; biosynthetic process.
AUGGGAAUUGAAGUUAAAAAAUUAAUUGAUAAAUAUAGUAAGGUAAGAAAAACACCCACCCCCAUUCAACCACCAAAUUUGAUGUGGAUCUCUUAGAGAUUGAGAGAGAUCAAAGCCUUUGAAAAAAGAAAAAAAAAGGAUGACAAGCAUAUGUACAGUUGUCGCCAGUGAUGAACAAAAACAAUUAUUAUUUUAAAUUUGCAAAAAGUGAGGUUUGAUCUUAAACUAUCAAUCAUUGGUUCUUUAUAAAUUUCACACUUAUUAUUUUAUUAUCAUCAUUUCCAUGUAAGAUGAGGGCCCAUUUUCCAGCAAAUCUUCGUGUAUAAAAUGGGUGAGAGUUUGACAAUUAGUUAACUUCAUUCAAGAAAAUUCAAACACUUCCCUUCUCUCUCUCUCUAUCUCUUUUUUUUUUCCCACAACAAAGAAUUAAGCAGUGAUAUCUGUUGUGGUUUGCAAGCUAUUAUACGAGAGAACAGAGUUUACUCAGUUACACUGCAAAUUAAGCAUUGAUAAAAAUGGCGAUCGAGAUCGAGCAACAAGGCGGCUGCGUGGUUGGUUUAUCAAGAAUUGCAGUUUCGGACACACACGGUGAAGAUUCGCCGUAUUUCGCAGGCUGGAAAGCUUACGACGAAAACCCUUACGAUGAAUUAACCAAUCCUUGUGGCGUCAUACAGAUGGGACUUGCUGAAAAUCAAGUUUCAUUUGAUUUGGUAGAGCAAUACCUGGAAGAAAAACCUUCAGAAACAACUUCCGGAUUUAGAGAGAAUGCAUUGUUUCAAGAUUAUCAUGGACUUCUUUCUUUCAGAAAGGCAAUGGCAAGUUUCAUGGAAGAAAUAAGAGGUGGAAGAGCAAAGUUCAACCCUGAAAGAAUAGUUAUUACGGCCGGCGCCACCGCAGCAAACGAACUUCUAACAUUCAUAUUGGCUGAUCCCGGUGAUGCUUUGCUUGUCCCAACUCCUUACUAUCCAGGGUUCGACAGAGACCUCAGAUGGAGAACAGGCGUAAACAUCGUACCGAUCCACUGUACAAGCUCCAACAAUUUCGAAAUUACCCCUCAAUCCCUCCACCAAGCCUACGACGAAGCUCGGUUGAAAAACAUCAAAGUUCGAGGAAUCUUGAUUACGAAUCCAUCGAACCCUCUAGGCGCAACAAUCAAACGCAAAACCCUAGAACAAAUCCUCGACUUCGCGACCCUAAAAAACAUCCAUCUAAUCUCCGACGAAAUCUACUCGGGCUCUUCAUUCUCCCCGGAAGAAUUCGUCAGCGUCUCCGAAAUCCUCGAGGCGAGGAACUACAAAGAUUCCGAGAGGGUCCACAUCGUUUACAGCCUGUCGAAAGAUUUAGGCCUCCCCGGGUUUAGGGUUGGCACUAUAUAUUCCUACAACGACAAAGUCGUCACUACGGCGAGAAGAAUGUCGAGUUUUACGUUAAUUUCUUCGCAGACGCAGCAGCUUUUGGCCGACAUGCUUUCGGACAAGGGUUUUACGGAGAAGUACAUUAGGGUUAAUCGGGAGAGGCUGCGGAAGAGGUAUCGUAUGAUUGUGGAUGGAUUGGAUAAGGCCGGUAUUAAGUGUUUGAAUGGGAACGCCGGUUUGUUUUGUUGGAUGAAUUUGAGUACGAUUCUCGACCAACAAACGAAGGAAAAAGAGUUGGAAUUGUGGGAGUUGAUUUUGCAUGAAGUGAGAGUGAACAUUUCUCCGGGCUCGUCGUGCCAUUGCUCCGAACCGGGCUGGUUCAGAGUUUGCUUCGCCAAUAUGAGUGAGCAGACUCUUGAAGUAGCUCUUUCAAGAAUACAUGAUUUCAUGGGAAGAAGGAAAAAAAUUCAUAAUUAA